Molecule: messenger RNA, 5511 nt
Organism: Epinephelus moara (kelp grouper)
Lineage: Eukaryota; Metazoa; Chordata; Actinopteri; Perciformes; Serranidae
Gene: lrrtm2
Product: leucine rich repeat transmembrane neuronal 2
Exons: 2
Coding region: 788-2434 (548 amino acids)
Molecular function (GO): protein binding
Source: RefSeq, a predicted model, not a curated record
AGGUGCACAAGCAGUGUGUAUGAGGCAGAGAGCAAGUGACUGAGCAAGAGAGUGAGAGGGUGUUUGUGAGUGUGGGAGAGAAAAAGAGAGAGAGAAACAGUAGUGAUGAUCGACGCCAGGCUGCCACCACUCUGUAGCAGUGAGUGGCUGCAACAAAAAGCACAGAAUAACAUCCCUGACUCCCUGCUCUGCUUUUUUCUCUCUCCCUGCGUCUCAGCUAGCAGACGAGGGCUCCGCUCACAGCUCUGCAGAGGCUAUGCUGAGACUGAGCCGGCGUCGGAAGCAGGAUCUCUGGCUGCCAUCAACAAGUUAGGGUUGGGAGACCACAGCCAUGAAAGAGGAAUGCUUGAUCUUCAAUUAACCAUCUGAGCUGACAUCAUUGCGGUGGAAGGGAAACAAAAGGGUAAAAAAAAGAAAAAGAAAAAAGGAGAGGAGGGGGGGGUCUGUUCACCGGAGUCGCUCUGGAUGCAACUGAUCAACUUAAAAAAAUAUAUAUAUAAAUAUUUAUUUCAAGGAUUUUGGGGAUGAAGGAAGAUUCAACCCUUUCAUUGAGCUUGGAUUUUAAAGGACUCUAAGCAAAAUAACCGGAAUAAACGUCAUCUUGGGACAUGGAAUUUCAUAUUUUGUUUCAAUUGGGUGGGCUCAGAAUUGCUUUAUUUCCAAAGAGGCUGAUUCCUUUUGUGCUCACUCAAAAGGGUUUUUUCCCUUUGGAUUUUUCUUCCAUCUGGUUGCUCCAAGAGUCUGCGGAAAAGGACAGUUGAAUGCAGCCUCCGAUGUGCACAAAAGAAUGGGUUUCCAUUCAAGGUGGCCAUUGGUGGGACCUGCACCAGCGGCUCUGUGUCUGUGUGUGAUCAGCAUGCUCCUAGUGUGCCUGCUGCCUCCUGCAUCGUGCACAACCUGCCCUCAAAAAUGCCGCUGUGAGGACCUGCAGUUCUACUGCGACACCCAGGGGCUUCAGGCACCCCCAGAUGGUGUAGACAAGGGGGCCCUGGGGUUGUCACUACGCCACAACAGCAUCACUGAGCUCAGCCCUGAUCAAUUCUAUGGCUUCAGCCAGCUCACCUGGCUACAUCUAGACCACAACCAGAUUACAACAGUACAAGAGGAUGCCUUUCAAGGGCUCUACAAGCUGAAGGACCUCAAUCUGAGCUCCAAUCGUAUCACCAAGUUGCCCAACACAACCUUCAUCCACCUCAUCAACCUCCAGAUACUGGACCUGUCCUUCAAUCAGAUGACUGCAUUGGAACCAGAACUGUUUCAUGGACUGAGGAAACUCCAGAUACUCCACCUCCGCUCCAAUUUACUUCGCACCACACCUGUUCGGGCAUUCUGGGACUGUCGCAGCCUGGAAUAUCUGGGCCUGAGCAGCAACCGUCUACGGAGCCUGGCCCGGAAUGGAUUUGCUGGGCUCAUUAAGCUUAAAGAGCUCCACUUGGAGCACAAUCAGCUGACCAAGAUCAACUUGGCCCAUUUCCCUCGCCUUGUUGCCCUCCAGUUUCUUUAUCUGCAGUGGAAUAAAAUCAGCAACUUAACGUGUGGCAUGGAGUGGACCUGGACCACUUUAGAGAAGCUGGACCUCACAGGAAAUGAAAUUCGUGUCCUGACAUCUGAUGUGUUUCAAACGCUGCCAAAUUUAAAGAUUUUGCUGCUGGAUAACAACAAACUGAGCAGCCUGGAUCCUCAAGUCAUGGAUAUGUGGCAGUCUCUGGGUACCAUUGGGCUGUCUAGCAACCUUUGGGAAUGUACCAAAAGGAUUUGCUCUCUGGCCACUUGGCUAAGCACCUUUAAGGGAAGGUGGGAACAUUCCAUUCUCUGCCAUAGUCCAGAAUAUGCCCAAGGUGAGGAGAUACUGGAUGCUGUCUAUGGAUUCCAGCUUUGCCAGAAUUUUUCAGCGCCGGUUGUUCAGACCAUCAGUACAACCACAGACGCUACUGUAGCUGCAGAGUUCACAAGCUCUUUGUUUGGAAUUAUGCAGCCGACCCCCACGCAGGACUAUGCAGAGGAUUUUGGGAGCUUUACCACAGUCACUACCACAACAACCACAACAACAACACCACGCACUGCUCAAGCAACUACCGCUACAUUAGACGAGGCAGCUGUAACGGAGGACUUCUCUGCAAUGGACAACACUGUUAUGACUCAUAGGGUCAUCAUUGGAACUAUGGCCCUUCUAUUUUCAUUCUUUUUCAUCAUUUUCGUUGUGUAUAUCUCACGGAAGUGCUGCCCUCCCACCCUGCGCCGGAUACGUCACUGUUCGGCUAUUCAGAACCGCAGACAGAUGAGGACCCAGCAGCGGCAGCCUAUGGCAGAUCUAGCUACACAGGUACCCUAUAAUGAGUAUGAGCCCAGCCAUGAAGAAGGGGCACUGGUGAUCAUAAACGGCUAUGGGCAGUGCAAGUGUCAGCAACUGCCUUACAAAGAGUGUGAAGUAUGAACUCUUAUUUAUUCCUAGAGCAUAUGGUUUGCCAUUUGACCAUUUCAGAUGAUACAGGGUUUGCUUUUUUUAUUUUUUUUCCAGUUUAUGUAAAAAGCAUAAUUUCUACAAGUGAGAUUUGAGAAUAUGUGAGAAAUGCUGAAUGCUACAAUGACAGAGGUUGGACAUGACAGUUUAGGGAUGAUGUAGAGAUAGUCACAAAUUUAUUUUUCUAUGAAUGCGAGGUUGUUCAUAUCAGGCAGGGGCAAUCAUUUUAAACAAGAAAAUUGUAAACUGUGAGAUUUGUCUCCACAUUGUCUCUAUAUUCUGCAGCACAGAGAAAAUACUUAGCCAAAUGGCCCUCUGCUAACGGAAUACAUUAAGUGGAGAAAUGUGAUUUAUGUCUUAUUUCUUUUAAAAAGUAAAUAUUUGAAAUCAUGUUUCUUACUGCACCACAGGCACUGUAAGCCAAUCACUCAAUCACUGGGGCAAAUGAAUUGGAUCAAUUACCAGAAUGUUUUUGUUUUGUAGUUUUGUUUUAAGAGAAGUAUUAUACAUUAAAGGCCACUAAGACCAACAUCAAAUUCUGAAUUAUAACUGAAAAAUAAAUGUCAUUACUGCUAUGUUACAAAUGAAAAUAAAUCCUCUUGUGAGGAGAGAAGGACCCUGAAAUUCUAUUCAGUUUAUACAAAUGUUAUUACAUUUACCAAAUCAGACAUGAGUCAAAUAGGCAAGUCUAUAAUCUUCCAUCAGAUCAAAGGCCUCUCAGUGUUUCCUGUUUACAGAAUUUAUUUGGGUGCCCCCCUACCCCGCCCCCCUAAAAACUGUACUUAGCCAAAAAGGGAUUCUUUUGUUUAAAUUUGGAUUUCUUCCAAAAUUUUACUAUGAGUGGAAAUGCAACUACAAGUGUGUACUGAUUGAAGAGACCGCCGAAAUGGUGAAUUUAUGUUCAAUUAUAUAUAUUGGAAAAAUGCCCUCUUUAAUCAGAUGUUAGCUCGUAAAUGCAAUGCUGUUUUGCAGCUUGUUGGAUGUUGGAGCUCCCACCCACGAGGGCCAACCGCCACAAAUAAAUUCUCAACCUGUGGGAAACACUAAGCAUUGUUCAUCUGUGGUUAAUCUACAACAUACUACACUGCUUAGCAAAAACACAUGGAUAUCCUCCUCAUCUUGGAAAUCUAAGAACAAAUUAUCCCACCUUUACAUGUACAAUUACCUGUACGUGAUUCUUCUAGCUCCCAAAUGCCAUACACACUGUGACCAUUAUAUUCCUGACAGCUUAACCUGGUAAAUACAGUUUGCUGAUUUGCCAUGAUAUGCUAGGAUCAAUAUACAGACAAGCUAGUGAGAGGUGUGAGGGUCGCAAGUGAAAGGGUAAUGACCAGCUCAAAUGCCAGAUAGGAGAGCAUUUCAUUCUGAAAAUAAAACCUUUCCUCAGUAGCCCAGGCUCUUUACUGCUUACACACUAAUCAGGUCUGACAGCCUCAAGAUUGAACCAAUUAAGGCAAGGCAAAAAGAAUCUAAUAUUCUGUCACCCACACCAGUGAUCCAGCAACAUUUAGCUUGUUCAGCCACUCAAAAAUAGUUCAAGUAGAAUCAUCCUCUGUACCACAUAAAAACAUCAUUGAACCUUUUACUUGAAGACUUUGUUCUUGUUAGGGAUACGGGGUUGCCAUUUACAGUAUUAAAAAGGGAUUACGGUGAAUAAUAAAUACAACAGUUCCUUCGUUAGCAGUCACAAGUGUCAAGUUAAACUGCGGUCAAUAGCCUGAAAGCAAAUGGAGAUCCUGUGAUAAGCAAACAGCAAGCCUGGGUCAGGACACAUUUGUAUGCAGCAGGGAGAGGAUGUGCAUUAGCAUCAGACUAAAGCUGCUGCCGCAGCUCCGCACUUCUUUGUGUUCAGUUUGGUGGUGGGGGCAGGGUGAAAGAGAGAGGGAUUGAGAGGAAUUGAUAGGACGAUGGAGAGGGGCAACGAUGGGGUAAUGUCUUACUUUAUUAAAACCAACCAACUAAUCUUUGUGCCAAGUAAAGGGAGCAGAGAAUGAGAUGAUAAAUACUGACUGAUGGCACAUUGGUCUUGAAAGGGACACUGAUCGCACAGCAGCAACAAUUUCACUUCAUGUUAACUGAUGAGCUAUCAAGUGUUUGUAAGUACAACAAGUGCAACAAUAUCAAGUGCAAUUCUUAACACUUGAGAUCAAAAUAUGGCAUUUUCUUGAAUUCUUAACUCUGGAAAUAAGGAUAUGGCAUUUCUCUACAGUUUAACUUUUGGCUAUGUUUAACUAAGUCAGUGACUAAGAUGGCAAGAUGCUUCUGAUAGCACACCUGGAAACGAGAUAUGUGGUUUUAAGCAGAAUGCAAUUCCUUGGCUGGUGCCCCCUAUAGGUAGCCAGGAGGUGCCAUUUGUGACUUUGUCUCUUUCUUGAGGCUUUCAAAAUUUGGCUUCAGUCUAAAUGGAUGCUUUUGUCAAUGUCUCUGUGCACUUGGUCAUAGGAUGCCUAAAACAACUUCUAAGAAAGUGGUUGUGCAAACCAAAAACUGUUACACUUCACAUUUGAAUUCAAUGAAAAACAUUGCAUACACUGAUCCUACUGAUUUCCAAAGUCAAGCACCUCCACUUUGUUUCUAUUUUUUUCUUCCAGCUUCGCACUGCUUUGACGACUGCCCUUCUAAUCUGUCUUGCAUGUUCAAAAGUCAAUUAAGUUGAAUAUUUCUUAAUGUCAUUCAGCAAACAUGGAGGGACCUCAUUAAUGACAACACCAGGAAUGGGUGUGUGUGUGGAAUUCCUAUAAAGUUCUGUCAAUCACUUGACAUUUCACUGUUUAAGACUACAGUUGUACUAAGUGACUGAAAAUCCACAAAAUUUGUAGAAAUAUGCAUCCCUUUGCACUCUGGCUCUUUGUAAACUGUUUUUGUUUCCUCUUGUCAUCCUCUAGCCCUCGUCCCUACCCUGCCUAAAAAUAAAAAAGGAAAAAGAAAAAAAAAAAACAAGUGAACCAAUCCCCUCUCUCUUACCCAACCUCUUUGUGCAAAAUGAAUGCUUUUCUCUUCCCAUUUUCCUUUUGUAUUGUAAUAUGUACAAUUUCAUAUCUGUAUAGUGG